Tremella mesenterica DSM 1558 is the source of this 1734-nucleotide messenger RNA. RefSeq lists its product as uncharacterized. Gene Ontology annotation, biological process: glycoprotein catabolic process; protein quality control for misfolded or incompletely synthesized proteins; protein deglycosylation. Gene Ontology annotation, molecular function: peptide-N4-(N-acetyl-beta-glucosaminyl)asparagine amidase activity. The record is from RefSeq and is a predicted model, not a curated record. The annotation marks the transcript as partial. The transcript is spliced from 8 exons. Lineage: Eukaryota; Fungi; Basidiomycota; Tremellomycetes; Tremellales; Tremellaceae. Gene Ontology annotation, cellular component: nucleus; cytosol.
ACUGAAAGAGACAUCCUUGAGGUGAUACCGAAUCUCGAAGAUGAAAUCUCCAAAUUACUUCAAAACCCACCUUUCGAGCCCUUCGAUCAAGAAGAUGCCAAGGUCGUAGCUUUAUGCAGAUGGUUUAAAAAAGAUUAUAUGAAAUGGGUUGAUCCCAUCCCUUGUGCAUCUUGCGGCGGAAUGACCGAAAGUGACGAUAAACCCGGAACUCCUACAGAGGAAGAGUUGGCGGAGAAAGGGAAGAGAGUAGAGUUACAUAAAUGUCUAGACCCGGAAUGUGGAGGGAUGAGACGAUUUGUUAGGUAUGGAAGUGUUAAAGCUCUUCUUCGGACUAGAGAAGGAAGAUGUGUAGGUGAAUGGGCACAUCUGUUUCACUGUUUCCUUCAAGUCUCAAAGAUCAGAGCUCGAUACGUCUGGAACAGUGAAGAUCAUGUAUGGUGUGAAUAUUAUUCCUCGAGUCAGAAACACUGGGUUCACGUUGAUCCUUGCGAAGCCGCUGUGAACCAACCUAUGUUGUAUGAUCAAGGCUGGGGGAAAAAACAAGCGUUUUGUUUAGCGUACGGACGUGAUGGUGCCGAAGAUGUUACCCCUGUGUACGUAUCUGACUUUUCCACCGAUUGUCAAAUCCGUCGUCGAGAUAAGGGAUGGCCAGAAUUUCAACUUGAACAAUCUUUGAAAGAUGAUACCACACUUUGUCGUCUACAACUACCAUUAUCAGAACGUCUUCUCUUACUACAAAUCGAUAAGAACCAAGCGGAUUGGGUGGCGGAAGCUCCUAUACGAUUAAAGCAAUCUCAAAAAGAACGAUUGAACGGUCGGAUAUCCGGUCCUGAAAAAUGGAGGAAAGCUCGAGACGAACUAGGACUGCCAGAAUCAAAUAUGUCCAAACCAAAGAUCAGAAUGAAAAUGCCAUUAGGUUAUCAAACAUUCGGAAACCCAAUUUGGUCAGAAAAAGAAGGUUUGAUACUUACUUCUGGACCUGAUCAAACUUCCGCUUUAUACAGCUUACAACCCGUGUCACAAAGUACGAGCUGGAAAUUAGUCAUGGAUUUCAAGUUUGAAGCUCCGAUAGAAGCAGGAGAAAGUGGAGCGGCAGAUGGGAUAGCUGUUGUUUUUUCAAGUGAACGUAAAUUGGGGGAAGGUGGUUUUGGUUUAGGUUAUUCUGGAAUUGGUAAACAAGGAGAUUUCGCUAUUGAAAUCGAUACAUAUCUCAGUCAAGAUCAUGCUCAAGAUCCACCAAUACCUCAUAUAUCUAUACAUUCACCUCUUAACGCACAUCAUCGUAAUUCAUUAUCAUGUUCUCUUCCUGGUCAAAUCCCUUUUCUGUCCGAUGGUAUUUUACACACUUUAGAAAUAUAUUUCAAAGCUUCUUCUCGACACGUUCGAGUAUAUCUACAACUAAGAAGUACCUCUGACGAUAUAAACCUCGACAGAAGAGAUGGAGAAGGGAGUUUGAUGGAUAUAGAACAGGAUGAGAAAAGGAUAGAAUUGAAAGUUUGUGAUGCUUUCAUACCAUUUUCAGAAGGGGAUUGGUUUUUAGGUUUCACGGGGAGUUGUGGAGGGUUAUGGCAAAGAGUGAGUUCAUCUUUCUCCUUCUUUUCCAUUUACACACCUAAUAAUCUCCACUUUUUCGCGAGACAAACGGAUGGUGGUGGUGUUUCGAUUAUCACUCACGAGUCAUUGAUACGGCGCUUCCUUAUGGGAUGGUCCUUAUGGGAUGAUGGGGUCUCUUGA